This is a messenger RNA of Andrographis paniculata, 617 nucleotides long. RefSeq lists its product as uncharacterized. NCBI's taxonomy places the organism in Eukaryota, Viridiplantae, Streptophyta, Magnoliopsida, Lamiales, Acanthaceae. The transcript has a single exon. The record is from RefSeq and is a predicted model, not a curated record. The coding region runs from base 96 to 527 and encodes 143 amino acids.
AAACUUAUUACAACCUCAUCUUCUUCAUCACUCCAUCCCUCCAUGGCCCAUACCAAAAACCCUAAUUUAAUUAAAUCCAUCAAAUUAAAAAAAUCAUGAAGAAACAACAACAGCAAGAACAAGAUCAAGAACACAUCGAAAUCCUCAAGGCCGUAGCCCAAGCAUGGCACGGCCAUUCCUCGAGCUCGAAGGCCUCCGAUGCGCCCUCGGAGUUCGACGCCCACCGCCGAUACUUUAAGGGCGGGAAGCCGACUCGGUUCCGCCUCGAGGCCAUGAGCAUGGCCACGAAGAACCACCGGUUUAGUACGAGUUGGGAUUUUAGGCAAUCGCUUUGGGACUCGUACGAAAUCGUCGCCGUGUCCAAAAGGCUCGAGGAAGGGCUCGUGCUCGACGCCGACACCGAGAACCCGUCGCCGGCCCCGAGACACGGGGUCAAGAGGCGUAAGGAGAGUAGGAAUAGUUUGAGGAGUUUGUUCGACCGGAUGUCUUCGCGCCGAUUUAGCGAAGAAGAGACUAGAGAUUUAUGAAGAAGACUCUUCAUAGUUGUAAACAAUUCUUACAUAAGACAACAUUUGCUAAUAAUCGAAGUACGUAGUCUAAGUAAGAAUCAUUUAUUU